GUUGAUUACUUUCGGAGUGGAAUUAUUGCUUCCAUUAAGUAGUAUUAUUAAUGAGUGCUAAUCUUCCCAGGACGCGGAAGAAUGGUUUUCAGUGGCCAUGGCACAUUUACCAAGUGUGCUCAUGGCUAUUAUACGUUAUUAUUGUGGUUUUUGGCAUUGUUCUCUUUGGACAGCUAUUUCCAUGGAGAAAUUGUGGUUGGUAUAUCGGCAAUUGUGACAACCUGGAUCGAUCCUGCAGACCCGAUGAAAGAAACCAAUAUUGGACGUGGACAUUAUUGCUAUUUAUGUAGGAGACGGGUGAAAUCUUCUACAGAGCAUUGUUCUCCUUGUAAUAAGUGUGUUGAAGAAUUCGAUCAUCACUGCAAAUGGUUAAAUACGUGUAUUGGGAAAAGAAAUUAUAGACCUUUCUUCUGUAUUCUAGUAUCUCUUUGUGCUCUUUGCUUUUUUCUGAUCGUGGUGUCUUUCAUCAUAAUAAUCCUUUAUUUUGUGGAAGGAGAAUUGAUAGAUAAACUCUUAGCAACUCUUUUCUGGUCAAAUUUCUCGCCAGUGUGCUACCUCGUCGCUGUCAUCAUAUACUUGAUUCUGAACAUCAUGGUCCUUUAUUUGACGAUGGACCUGCUCAUCUUCCACAUUCGUCUCUACAUAGAAGGCAAUACGACAUACUCACACUUUAUGCAGUUAGAAAAGGCCAAGAAGGAGCAGGAGAUGCAGGAGCGCGCCAAUUCCAUCGAAAAGAACGAAAAGAACGAAAAGAACGACCAAUCCAAAGUCUCUAUCAGCACUCCUCACCCCUUCAAUUCUGCUCAGCCAACUUUCGCAGCGCAGCCUUCGCAGUCUUCGCAGCCCUCACAGGCAAUCCAGGUGACGCAAAGGGUCAAGACGACUUCGUCCAGCGCGCCCGUACAGCCCGUGUUUUCUGUCCGUUUCUCCGCUACCAAGCCCUUGCAGGAUACAGACACGUCCUCGAGCGACGCUUGCGUGGUGAUCGGAGCCAUCCCGACGCCAACUCCCUCGAAGUCGGACGUGCCGCUCAUGACGCCCUCGUCGACGCCCUCGUCGUCAUCCUCGUCGACAUCCUCGCCGUCGCGAUCUACUCACAGCAUCGUCGCUCAUCCCUCAGCAGGCCACCGGACCGGCUCCAAUCUCUCGGGAAGCGCUGGGAGACGGUUCAGUAACGAAAUCCCGCUGCGUCCGGAAGACUCGGAGUUCCAUCGAGGCCCCGCGGAGUCGUUCAGCUCUGCGUGGAUGGAGUCGGAUACGGAUUACCAGCCGGGGAUGAACAUCCGUGUGCAGCGAUGGACCUUUGAUUCCACGGACUUGCCGUCCACGCAGUCGUCGUACAUGCAGCAGUUCUCGAACGGACAUAUCGAGCCUUGGUCCACGACGGAUAUGAGGGGCUUCGCGGACCCGCCGCACUUGAACAGCGUGGACUCGCAGCAUAUGGGCAACCCUGCGGAGCUUCGAGCGAAUACGAUCUCUCCCAAGUUCUUGGACGCUCUGUCGGACAACACACCGGACAGCGAGCUGAAAAUCACCUAGUUAGUUGUGCUUUCGAGUGUUUUAGAAUAAACAUGGA
Blastocystis hominis is the source of this 1576-nucleotide messenger RNA. RefSeq lists its product as hypothetical. The transcript is spliced from 11 exons. Gene Ontology annotation, molecular function: protein-cysteine S-palmitoyltransferase activity. Bases 82 to 1539 code for a protein of 485 amino acids. Lineage: Eukaryota; Bigyra; Opalinata; Blastocystidae. Gene Ontology annotation, cellular component: endoplasmic reticulum; Golgi apparatus. The record is from RefSeq and is a predicted model, not a curated record. Gene Ontology annotation, biological process: protein targeting to membrane; peptidyl-L-cysteine S-palmitoylation.